Molecule: messenger RNA, 2014 nt
Organism: Chinchilla lanigera (long-tailed chinchilla)
Lineage: Eukaryota; Metazoa; Chordata; Mammalia; Rodentia; Chinchillidae
Gene: Slc30a3
Product: solute carrier family 30 (zinc transporter), member 3
Exons: 8
Coding region: 188-1363 (391 amino acids)
Biological process (GO): response to zinc ion; zinc ion transmembrane transport
Cellular component (GO): plasma membrane
Molecular function (GO): zinc ion transmembrane transporter activity
Source: RefSeq, a predicted model, not a curated record
GGCGGGGCUGCAGCGGCCGCGGGAUCUGCAGUUUGGACUCCGCGCGCCACAGUCGCCGCAGUUCCCUCCACUCUGGUGGCCCCGCCGCCCCGCGGGGAGCCGGGGGGUCCGCCGGCUCUCGGGCUUGGGCCGGCCGGCCUCGCUUCUGCCUCCCUGGGUGGGGCCUGGACGGUCGGGUCGCGCGGACAUGGAGCCCACGCCCGGGGACUCCGCGCCCGGGAACUCCGAGACCACUCGCUUGGUGAGCGCCCGGGAGCGCGGCGGCGCGGGCGGCGGCCUGCGUUUGAAGAGUCUCUUCACAGAGCCCUCCCAGCCCCAGCCUGAGGAGCCCAAGCCCGUGGAGAUGGCCUUCCAUCACUGCCACAGGGACCCCCUGCCGCAGCCCGGCCUCACCCCUGAGCGGCUGCAGGCUCGGAGGCAGCUGUAUGCCGCCUGCGCUGUGUGCUUCGUCUUCAUGGCUGGGGAGGUGGUCGGUGGGUACCUGGCACACAGCUUGGCCAUCAUGACUGAUGCAGCCCACUUGCUGGCAGAUGUGGGCAGCAUGAUGGGCAGCCUCUUCUCCCUUUGGCUCUCCACCCGGCCAGCAACCCGCACCAUGACCUUCGGCUGGCACCGCUCAGAGACUCUGGGGGCUUUGGCCUCUGUGGUCUCCCUCUGGAUGGUCACUGGUAUCCUCCUGUACCUGGCCGUCAUCCGCCUGCUGCACAGCGACUACCACAUCGAGGGGGGUGCCAUGCUGCUGACCGCCAGCAUCGCAGUCUGUGCCAACCUGCUAAUGGCCUUUGUGCUGCACCAGGCUGGUCCCCCCCACAGCCACGGGUCUAGGGGGGCAGAGUAUGCACCGCUGGAGGAAGGGCCUGGGGACCCCCUGCCCCUGGGGAACACCAGCGUCCGGGCAGCCUUUGUGCAUGUGCUGGGGGACCUCCUGCAGAGCCUUGGGGUACUGGCUGCAUCCAUCCUCAUCUACUUCAAGCCUCAGUAUAAAGUGGCUGACCCCAUCAGCACCUUCCUCUUCUCCAUCUGUGCCCUUGGAUCCACGGCCCCCACGCUCAGAGAUGUUCUUCGCAUCCUCAUGGAAGGCACUCCUCGAAGUGUGGGGUUUGAACCUGUGAGGGACACACUGCUGUCAGUGCCAGGAGUCCGGGCAACCCACGAGCUGCACCUGUGGGCUCUGACACUCACUUACCACGUUGCCUCUGCACACCUGGCCAUUGACUCCACGGCGGACCCCGAAGCUGUCCUGGCUGAAGCCUCAUCCCGUCUCUACUCCCGGUUUGGAUUCUCCAGCUGUACCCUGCAGGUCGAGCAGUACCAGCCUGAGAUGGCCCAGUGCCUGCGCUGCCGGGAGCCCCCGCAAGCCUGAGCCACGACCCUGCCCCCACCCCACUGCCAGGCCAGGCUCAGCCCCGAUCACAGGGACAAUCAUGGAGACGGGACAGAGCCGGGUCCACACCCCUUCCUUUCCCCGCCUUCCACCUGCCAAAUGCUCCAGCCCCAGCCCCAGCUCCGGCCCAGUGGGCAGAACCAAAGUCAGGGGAGAGUGAGGGGUCAGGCUGUGAGCAGUUCAGGGGUGGCGUGGUGUGUGGGAACCCUAGGGACUCCUCUACACAGUCUGGGGAGCUGCGCAUGUCUUUUCUGUGCCGUCCGUGUGUCUGUGUGUCUGACUGGCCAGCUGGGGGUGUCUGCCUGUCUGUGUGCUGUUGGUGUGCCUGUGCCUGGGGAGGUCAGCCGGGGCCCCCUCCCCAUGUGGCCCUAGCUCUGUCUAUGCAGGGGCCCCAAGCCUGCACUUUGUCCACGUGUCCUAGCCCUGUGGUCUUGUCUGUGUGUGUUUCUUGGUGCUGUGGCCUGUGUGUCUUUGUGCCUGUGCGGCUGUGCUGUGGUCUCUGUGAGUCUGCUCCAUCCACAUCCGUGGGAGGGUUUGUCUGUCCAUCUCUGUUGGUGCUGUGCCCUUGGCUAUCCCAGGGAGAGGGAGGACUCCUCUGCAGCUCCACCAAUAAACUUGUGUCCAACUGCA